CAUAUGACCCCUUUAAGACUUUUGUGAAUCAUUAAAAAGAUCUGAUUCAAACAAACGAAUCAUGAAUCCCGACGGACAACGCUAAUGAAUCUUAAGUGACCGAGUUCAAAAUAAACAGUUAAUGUUAAAAUAAGUGAAUUAUUUCGACCGACGUGCAAGAAAGACACCAUCCACCCGCGAUAUCCAUUUCAUAUCGGCGUCCUGUCCAUUCUACCCGCUGAUAUUUCUAUGCUACAAGAUCAGUCGAUUACACAGUGCACUCACACUUUCUUCUGUAGGCCUAUAGGCUGUCUUCUUUACUGUUUAGAUGUACUUUCAGAGGAGUGUAACCAUUUGUUUUGUGUUGGCUGUGGGUGGGCUAUCCACAUACAGUAGGCUAUGCCUUAUAACAUGGGAGCCCUACAAUCUAAAAUAUGAUUUUAAUCGAAAACGUGGUAUAGGCCAGGGUUGCCAGGUUUUCACAAGAAAACCCGCCCAAUCGCGUUUCGAGGGGGUCCUCACGUUUACACGUUUUUGGCGGGGGCCCCCUGCUAAAAUUCGCAUUCCAGGGAAAAAUAUCAUGUUAUUGGAGUCGCUUCAAACCGGCGGACAUGAAAAACAACCCGGGCCAACAGAAGUAGCCCAAUUCCUUGGCAACUUGGCAACACUGGUGUAGGCUAAAUCAUGUUGCGUAAUUAAUUACCCAAAGAUCCUCCUACAGAUAAACCCCUCUUAAAGAUACAAAGAGCUCGCGACUGCAUCACACACCUUUCAAGAAACUACAACACCUACAACCAGCGACACUUCACUACAGAGGCCAGCAUGAAGAAAUUGCUUGUGGAUGUGGACUGUGGUGUGGAUGAUGCUCAGGCUAUCAUGAUGGCUCUGGCAGUGCCUGGUGUGCAGAUCCUGGGCAUCACCUGCGUUCAGGGCAACACUUCAGUAGAGAAUGUCUGCAAGAACGUCCUGCGUGUCCUUAAAGUGUGUAAGCAUCUGGAGAUUCCAGUAUUCCGUGGAGCGACUAAAGCGCUCUUGGGACAGACCAUCAGUGCUGGAGAAUUUCAUGGCAAAGAUGGACUCGGGGACGCCCCGGACCCCAACGCUCCUGGUUUGGAUCUGGUCCAGAAAGAGGACGCUGUGUCGGCCAUGAUCCGAAUAGUCAAUGAGAAUCCUGGAGAGGUGUCUUUAGUGGCCACGGCUCCGCUGACAAAUGUGGCUUUGGCAGUAAAACUUGACCUCUCAUUUCCCCAGAAACUCAGAGGCCUUUACAUUAUGGGUGGCAAUACAGACUCACGCGGGAACACCACUGUGUGUGGAGAGUACAACUUUGCAGCUGAUCCUGAAGCAGCAUAUAUUGUUCUGAAUGAAUUUAUUUGCCCAGUUUACAUUGCAUCCUGGGAGUUCACUUGUCGCAGUAAAAUACCCUGGGAGUUCUGUGACGGUUGGCUGGCUCAGGACACAGAUAAAGCUCGGUUUAUGACGCAGAUCUUUAAGCAUAGCAUGGAGUCCACCUACAGCGAGAGGAUUGAGAAGGAGCUGGUGGAUGGGCAGGGAUUCGUCUCCUGUGAUUCUUAUGCCAUGGCAGCAGCCAUAGAUGACACAUAUAUCAUUGAAACUGAACACAAAGCCGUCACUGUAGAGCUGGCGGGGAACUGCUGCCGGGGAAUGAUGGUUGUAGAUCACCUCGAUAUCCUGAAGAAGACUCACGAAGCCCACAUCUUGAAGAAGGUGGACUUGGAGAGGUUUAAAGUGCUCAUGAUGAAUGCUUUGAAAUAAAUGAUCAUUAGUAUCCAUAUCUGGAAUUAUCUUACGAUAUGUUUUAUAAACAUCUUUGUGGACAUUUUUUUUUGCUACUGGCUACUUCAUCAGAUUUCACUUUUUUUACAAAAUCAUAAAACCAUUCAUACAGAAAUAACAGUCAGCUGUUGAAUGGGAUAAAAAUUACAUUGAUAAAAAAAACUAUUAAUGUUUUGAAUAUUAUCUUUUGUGGAUCCAGUGAUUUUAUGAGUGAACAUUCAGAACUGGAAAUCAGUUUUAUUUGAUGAUUUCUGGUGUUGGUGAGUCAACUAUUUUUCACAAGACAAGUUUGCUUAAAAAGCAUUAUACGUAUUUACACA
Sinocyclocheilus grahami is the source of this 2096-nucleotide messenger RNA. Its product is annotated as inosine-uridine preferring nucleoside hydrolase. The transcript has 6 exons. Gene Ontology annotation, molecular function: hydrolase activity, hydrolyzing N-glycosyl compounds. The coding region runs from base 802 to 1755 and encodes 317 amino acids. Lineage: Eukaryota; Metazoa; Chordata; Actinopteri; Cypriniformes; Cyprinidae. The record is from RefSeq and is a predicted model, not a curated record.